This is a messenger RNA of Medioppia subpectinata, 547 nucleotides long. Lineage: Eukaryota; Metazoa; Arthropoda; Arachnida; Sarcoptiformes; Oppiidae. The record is from the annotation of a GenBank genome assembly.
AUUAGAUAUCAAAUUCUAGAUUUAUUUAUGAUUUUUGUGAAUUAGGUUCGACUAAGAAUGCAUAACAGAAGUAAUAAAGUUUAUACCAUAAACUCUAUUAUCGGAGUGAGGGCUACAUUAUAUACGGGGGUUACUAAAGGUGUGGUCAAAAAGGAUAGACGGGAUAUAAGAGUUGGUCCAAAAGCAGACGAAGAAAUUGCUGUUUUGGUCACUUAUAAUGAGUACGAGAAAUAUUUAACUGAUCAAAUUAUGGCAAAUUACUACGCUAUGGAUGACUUCCGACUCCGAAUGCCUGAUAUUAUAAUACAAAUAAUCGGUGAUAUAAUUCAGGGCAAACCAUUCACCUGUAAUGCGUCUUUACUAUUGAAGGACCAGAUUAUUCGAAUCGGCUUAGAAUGCCAUUGAAAAUGCCGGUAUUCCCCGAGUCUGAGGCGCGAACCUCUUUUACAAUAACUCCCAAGACUUCAGGCGAGCGAACAAUUAGUGCCAAAUUUACAUCACUUGAGCUCAAAGAUGUCGAUGGAUUCAAGAAUAUAAGAGUUUCCGC